AUGGCGACAACUCACCCAGACAUCUCAUACGAAUAUCCAGAGGAACAGCCGACAGGCUCUUACAGAGUGCUACAGCAGUAUCAUUCGAAGCCAUCGAAGAUGCGUGUAGCGUGUGUGGGCGCUGGAGCGUCGGGACUUUGCCUUGCGUACAAGAUGGAACGCAUGCUUGUGCCAGACUCUUGGGAGCUCACAUUGUUCGACAAGAACCCUCACUUUGGCGGCACUUGGUAUGAGAACACCUAUCCAGGUGUGGCCUGCGACAUUCCAUCGCAUCUCUAUACAUUCACAUUCGACCCAAAUCCAGAUUGGUCGUACUAUUUCGCGUAUGGGGACGAGAUUCAGCGCUAUUUCGAGAACUUUGCAGACCGAUAUGGCUCCCGGAAGUACAUGAAACUCAACACCAAGGUGAUCGAAUGCAGAUGGAACGACGACAAGGGAUACUGGGACAUCACGCUCGAAGACCAGAAAACCAAGGAGACUUGGAAGGACUGGGCGCACUGUGUUGUCAACGGGACUGGCAUUCUCAAUAACUGGAAGUGGCCAGAAAUUGAAGGACUACAUGACUUCAAAGGUCCAUUGAUGCACUCAGCGUCAUGGAACCAUGAUGUGGACUUCAAGGGCAAGACAGCGGCGGUCAUUGGCACGGGAUCGACCAGCGUUCAGAUUGUACCUCAACUACAACAGACAUGUGAGCAAGUGCAAGUCUACAUGCGAAGCCCGACUUGGAUCUCUCCGCCAUUCGGCGCAGGCGCCCUUUCGACCGAUCUAGGACAGAGUGCCGAGAGCGAUCCAGGCCACCGCCAGUACAAGUUCUCCGAGGCAGAUAAGCAGCGGUUCCGGGACGAUCCAGCAUAUCAUCUGGACUUCCGGAAACGGAUAGAGGCAGAAAUCAAUGGUCUCUUCGGCAUGUAUCGACAGGGCAGCGAUCUAUCACAUCUCUUCCGGAAGGUCAUCACUGAGGAGAUGCACAGGCGGAUGGGUCCCGGACACGAGGAGCUGAAGCAAUUCAUUAUUCCGAAGUGGGCGCCUGGCUGCCGGAGAAUCUCCCCUGGUGAUGGCUACCUCGAAGCUCUCGUCAAGCCCAACGUGCAGACCAUCUUUGGUGGCAUCAAGAAGGUGACACCCGAAGGAAUUGUCACUGAGGAUGGUGUUGAGCACAAAGCGGACAUCCUCGUCUGCGCUACGGGCUUCAACGUGGCUUUCAAGCCGGCGUUCAAGGUCAUCGGCAAUCACGGCAAGUCCGUUCAAGAAGAUUGGGGAGACAGUGUGAAUCUCUACUUCGGUGUAUCUGCACCACGAUUCCCGAAUUAUUUCACAAUAGUGGGACCUGGAGCGACGUGGUCAAAUGGCACGCUAUUGCCGAGCAUAGAGACAACUAUUGAAUAUUCCGUCAAAUGCAUGAGGAAGAUGCAACAUGAGACCAUCAAGAGCAUUGCAGUCAAGCAAGAAGCCCUCGAUGACAUCUACGCCCACUUCGACGAAUUCCACAGGAACACCGUUUGGCAGGAAGAGUGUCGAAGUUGGUUCAAGGAUGGCAAAGUGAAGAAUCGUAUCUACCUAUGGCCUGGUCCGACGAUACAUUUCCUCAAGACCAUGCAAGAGCCAAGAUUCGAAGACUAUGACAUCAAGUACAGGUAUGGAAACAGAUUUGCAUUCCUAGGGAAUGGCGACAUGAAGGCACAUCUUACAGGGGACACCAUGGGUCUCGCGAGAUACAUCAGAAGCAACGACGACGACUGGGUUGUUGACUAA
Messenger RNA from Cyphellophora attinorum, 1752 nucleotides. Its product is annotated as putative sterigmatocystin biosynthesis monooxygenase stcW. Gene Ontology annotation, molecular function: NADP binding; N,N-dimethylaniline monooxygenase activity; flavin adenine dinucleotide binding. Lineage: Eukaryota; Fungi; Ascomycota; Eurotiomycetes; Chaetothyriales; Cyphellophoraceae. Bases 1 to 1752 code for a protein of 583 amino acids. The record is from RefSeq and is a predicted model, not a curated record. The transcript has 4 exons.